Nematolebias whitei (Rio pearlfish) is the source of this 787-nucleotide messenger RNA. It is a transcript of the gene cnrip1b, whose product is annotated as cannabinoid receptor interacting protein 1b. Gene Ontology annotation, cellular component: plasma membrane. The record is from RefSeq and is a predicted model, not a curated record. The coding region runs from base 96 to 584 and encodes 162 amino acids. NCBI's taxonomy places the organism in Eukaryota, Metazoa, Chordata, Actinopteri, Cyprinodontiformes, Rivulidae. Gene Ontology annotation, biological process: negative regulation of signaling receptor activity. Gene Ontology annotation, molecular function: type 1 cannabinoid receptor binding. The transcript is spliced from 4 exons.
CGCAGCGCAGGGACAAGAAGCGGAGAUGGUCCGGGUCUCCUCCGGGUCUCAGUCCGCCUGAUCCGGACCUGCUGCCCCCCACAGUUGAUGGAAACAUGGCCGACGUUCCUCAGAUCGUUAAAAUCGGGAUUUCCUUUAAGAUGCUUCCCAACAACACGGCGGUGUUCUUCAAAUCUGACGGAGCUCGGUUUGGACAGACCCGAACCAUCAAGCUGCUGACUGGGUCCAAAUACAAGAUUGAGGUGGUGGUGAAACCAGGAGCCGUCCAGGCCACCUCAAUGAGUGUUGGUGGGGUGACCUUUCCUUUGGAGCAGCAGUCUAAAGACCCCCAGUCUGUGGUCUACACUGGCCAGUAUGACACUGAGGGGGUGGCACACACCAAGAGUGGAGAGAGGCAACCUGUUCAAAUCAAUAUACAGUUCACAGAGGUGGGAUCGUUUGAAACCGUGUGGCAGGUGAAGUUUUACAACUACAACAAAAGGGACCACUGCCAGUGGGGCAACAGCUUUAACAGCAUUGAGUAUGAAUGUAAACCCAAUGACACGCGCACGCUCAUGUGGAUCAACAAAGAGAUGUUUGUCUGACAGCCAGAGACAGAUGGGACCAAGAGAUCUGGUGUGUACAUAACAGUGGUCACCACACCAAGCAACUUGACAUGAUUUGACAAUUUUUGCACCAGAUGCCCUUCUUAAUGCAAGCUGGGUUCAAACCUGCAACCUCAGGAUUACAAGACCAUCAACUCGACAGUCGCACUGCCACAGUCCCCCCCCCCCCCCCCCCAAAAAAA